This is a messenger RNA of Opisthorchis viverrini, 207 nucleotides long. RefSeq lists its product as hypothetical. The transcript is spliced from 2 exons. The record is from RefSeq and is a predicted model, not a curated record. NCBI's taxonomy places the organism in Eukaryota, Metazoa, Platyhelminthes, Trematoda, Opisthorchiida, Opisthorchiidae. The annotation marks the transcript as partial.
AUGUCCAACGAGGGCGCUUAUUUGUCAUUCAAACGUGCCUUUGAUGAGCAACGUUGUGAAAUACAGCGUCUAUAUGACCGUGUGGCAAAGCUUGAAGAGGCCAACUCCAAGGUUCUGACAUAUGUGAAACAGACGGGCAACCUUCCUUUGUUAGAUGGCGGAACGAUAAAAUGUCAAGUAACACCUGACGCGCAUCCGCAGUCAAAU